This is a messenger RNA of Ostreococcus tauri, 600 nucleotides long. RefSeq names its product Ribosomal protein L13, eukaryotic/archaeal. Lineage: Eukaryota; Viridiplantae; Chlorophyta; Mamiellophyceae; Mamiellales; Bathycoccaceae. The record is from RefSeq and is a predicted model, not a curated record. Gene Ontology annotation, cellular component: ribosome; cytosolic large ribosomal subunit. Gene Ontology annotation, molecular function: structural constituent of ribosome; mRNA binding. Bases 1 to 600 code for a protein of 199 amino acids. Gene Ontology annotation, biological process: negative regulation of translation; translation. The transcript is spliced from 3 exons.
AUGGACAAGGUCAUCGUCAUUGACGCCAAGGGGCACAUGUUCGGUCGUCUGGCCUCGGUUGUGGCCAAGCAGCUGUUGCAAGGCCAGCACGUGGUUGUCGUGCGCACCGAGGGCAUCUGCAUGUCCGGUGGCAUGGUUCGUCGCCGCAUGGCGCACGAUCGCUACAAGAACAAGCGCAUGAACACCAACCCGAAGAGGGGUCCGUACCACUACACGUCGCCGUCCCGCAUCUUGUGGAAGACUGUGCGCGGUAUGAUCCCGCACAAGACUGUGCGUGGUGCGGCUGCGUUCGAACGAUUCAAGGCGUACGAAGGCAUCCCGGCGCCGUACGACAAGGUGAAGCGUGCUUGCAUUCCGGAAGCGCUCAAGGUGUUGCGCCUCGGCGAGGGCAACCGCUUCUGCGUCCUCGGCGACUUCUGCGAACAAAUCGGUUGGAAGCACGGUGCGAUCGUGCGGGAGCUCGAGGGCAAGCGCCAAGCCGCUGCCUCCGAGUACUGGGCGUCCAAGAAGGAGGCGAACGCCAAGUUUGCGCAGGCCAAGGCUGCGGCGAACGCGCAACUUGGGGACCUUCAGCAGUUGAUUGAACAAACUGGUUACUAA